AUGUUUUUAGCCCAGAUUCCACCCAGUAGUGAAAGUGUCAUGGACAUGGAGGAGAAGGUUGCUGGGUCUUCCUGGCCCGCUGGCUGUGGAAUUGCAGCUGGCAUACAUGGGUCCUGUGCGGAGGGCUCACGCUGCCUCUCUCCUCUCCCCACAGAGAUCCCCCAGUGCGCUGGCUGCAACCAGCACAUCCUGGACAAGUUCAUCCUGAAGGUCCUGGACAGACACUGGCACAGCUCCUGCCUCAAGUGUGCAGACUGCCAGAUGCAGCUGGCUGACAGGUGCUUCUCCAGGGCCGGGAGCGUCUACUGCAAGGAGGACUUCUUCAAGCGCUUCGGCACAAAAUGCACGGCCUGCCAGCAGGGCAUCCCCCCGACCCAGGUGGUCCGCAAGGCGCAGGACUUCGUCUACCACCUGCACUGCUUUGCCUGCAUCAUCUGUAACCGGCAGCUGGCCACGGGGGAUGAGUUCUACCUCAUGGAGGAUGGGCGGCUGGUGUGCAAGGAAGACUACGAGACGGCCAAGCAGAAUGAUGACUCAGAGGCAGGAGCUAAGCGGCCCCGGACCACCAUCACAGCCAAGCAGCUGGAGACCUUGAAGAAUGCCUACAAGAACUCCCCCAAGCCUGCCCGGCACGUGAGGGAGCAGCUGUCCUCAGAGACGGGCCUGGACAUGAGGGUCGUACAGGUUUGGUUUCAGAACAGAAGGGCCAAGGAGAAGCGCCUGAAGAAGGACGCAGGACGGCACCGCUGGGGACAGUUCUAUAAGAGUGUCAAGAGGAGCCGGGGCGGCAGCAAGCAGGAGAAGGAGAGCUCUGCAGAGGACUGUGGGGUUAGUGACAGUGAGCUGAGCUUCCGAGAGGAUCAAAUUCUCUCAGAACUUGGCCACACCAAUAGGAUUUAUGGCAACGUGGGGGACGUUACAGGCGGACAGUUAAUGAAUGGGAGCUUCUCCAUGGACGGGACAGGACAAUCCUAUCAGGACUUGAGGGAUGGGAGCCCCUAUGGAAUCCCCCAGUCUCCAUCCUCCAUAUCGUCCCUGCCGUCCCACGCUCCUCUGCUCAAUGGGCUGGAUUACACAGUGGACAGUAACUUGGGCAUCAUUGCGCAUGCAGGCCAGGGAGUGAGCCAGACGCUGAGAGCCAUGGCUGGGGGACCCACCUCUGACAUCUCCACAGGAAGCAGUGUAGGCUAUCCCGACUUUCCAACUAGCCCAGCCUCUUGGCUCGAUGAAAUGGAUCAUCCUCCGUUUUAAACAUCUGUCCUCCCCACCCUACCUGUCCUUCUGGCUUGAGAGAAUAUCUUCAAGGAUCAAGAGAGACUUACCUUUUUAGGAUCAAAUGCGCACCAAUGUGAAUUUCCAUUAUUUUCAAUGGAAGUCCUCUGCUGAUCCCUAGGAGGUCACCGCACUAGUGUGCUGUUCUCCUGGGGAAAUGGUGGGGGAGCAGCCUCCUCUCAGAACAGCACAGGGCGCAGAGCCUAGAGCGCUAGGGUGCUGGCUUAUGCUCCCUCCCCCACCCUGCUUACAGGCUUUGGCUGCUCAGUGCUUGGCAGCAGGAGGUGACUGUGAGGCCACCCUGGCCUUAGGGAACUUUGAUGGCCACAGUUUGAUAUAGAGACAUGCCCCUCCUUUCUCUUCUGCUGUGAAGAAUGACCUCUUCCCCCUCCAGAGAAUAUCUGUCAGUAUGGGUUUGUGAGCAGUCCCAUCAACAUCACUGAAUCCAUCCAUGAUGGCAAGAAGUGGUUUUCGUUGCAGGUGACUCUGAGGCUGGAGCUGAGUGGCCCUGGACCAUCACAGCGACUGCCCGACGAGUCCCCUUGGAGCACAAUGUGCCUUUUUAAUUUGCUCAUAUCACUUACUCCACUAGACAGGCUGUGGCUUACACAACGAUCAAAGCUAAAAUAUGGAGAGACCAGAAAGACAAUCAGUGAAAACAUUUGUAGACCCAUUUGGAUUCCAAGCGUGCUGUCCGUUUAGCCAAAUCAGCAGAUGCCAGUCUCCCAGAGUCCCCGCUCCUGAAGGGGAAGUGAUAUUGUGAGUUUGUUUUGAGGUAGUUGGUUUAGAUGAGUUUGCAAGUCCAUACCCACCUGCAGCCAACCCUCCCUAGCCCUUUAAAAAGGAGAGCUUUCUCUGCUGUGCUAGCUGACUCAGUUGGAGGACAGUCUUGGCCUCUUCCAAGUACUAGCAAUGCUUUUUGGCUGGGAGCAAUCAUUUAGGGAGCAGCCCUAAAGUUGUCAGAGUUCCAAGUGGUCCUUGGGCUGCAUCUUCCUGUGGUGCUCCAGCCCUGCACUUGCUCAGAAAGGGGAGCUCUCCAGCCAGUGGCAGUGCAGACUCACCUUAUGGGUUUCAAUAGCAUAUCACCAAGCCUGAGGCAAGGGCAAGGCCAACCCCUGCUUUGUGAGCUGCCAGCCCUGUGACAGACUGCACUUCGGGGGGACAUACCAUGGUGAUGGUGCCGUGGCUCCUACUUAAUGCACCACCCCUCAACCUUGCAGGAGGUUCUCCAUGUGCACACUGGAAAUUAGCCAGGGGGAUUUAUGCGUCCCCUGGGAAAUGGUGGUUUACUUCUCUGGCCUCCUGUUUUCUUAAGAUCAGCAGAGUAGGGAAGGGUAAGAAAGGCAUUACCUUUUUCACGUGAAGUGAUGGGGCCCAAGACCCUAACCACCCUUUCUUUCAUGUCUGUCACGUUUUGAAGGCCACAAAGAUUUAAGAGUGUGCUAGGUAGACUCAAGGAAGAAAUAAACCUUCCUCCUUGGCUCCUGCAUCUUCUGCAAAUGCCUUCUGAGGACUAAACUAUGAACAGUUAAGCUCCUUCAAACUGUAUAGUCAGUAAAUUCCUGGGGUCAGCCUUCAGGCCUCCUUUCCCUGACCAGUUCUGUAGUGGACCCUUAUUUUCCGACAGGCUGCAAUUGUGAUUUUUGCUUGGGGAGUCCUGCAGAUGCAGGAUUUCUUCUUGAGGCUCCAGGAUUAGGGAUGCCAGAGGGUGAAGCCCAGACAAUUCCCAAUACAGUGAACAGUGGGGAUGGCAAUAAAAACUCACAAGAAAGGCACAUGCUGCAGUCUUCUGGGAGGACAGGUUCUUGAACAUACUGUUCUCAGCAGGCAGCUCUCAGUGCACAGGAGGACUGUGUUGGGCAAUGAACCAGUUAAAGACUGUCCCACCCAGACCACUGUCGCAGCUCGGUUACUUGGCGUAGGAGCUCUUGGGAUCUCAAGGUACUGCCUGCUUUUGGUGAUUACCAGGGGCAGCAGACUUAAGGAACAUGGCCCUCUGGGUAGCACUGUUUCUUUAAGAUCAGUUGAGCAGUUUUUGUUUUGUAUGCAAGUUAAUCAAGCUCAUGCCUUAUUCAAUGGUUGGAGAACGUGCUAGUAACAGUCUCCUGAGAACUCAGUGAGCGGGGCAGCUGGUGUUGGUGGGCUGCUUUGGUGUUGGUGGGGCUGGCUAGCUAUACUGGCCACAAAGCUGGGAGAGCUGAGUUCCCCAGAGCCUCCUCCCAGAGAGCAGCAAACACUGGAGCUCCGUGUAGAAGCACAGGCAGGCCAGGCCUCAGAUUCUAAGUGGCUAUCCUUGCAAGUGCAGUUAGCAUUCUAGAGGACUGGUGCCACCAGUGAGCCACUGCGUGCCAAGACUGUUCCUUGGCUCUUCUGUGGCUGGAGAUGGUGAGCACACAACGUACCUUGAGAGCCUCCUCCAUUGCUCAGCGGUCUGUGACUGAGGUAUAAGGUGCCUCCUGGGAGCUGCUUUCUCCCUUGCUAAAGUGACACGGACACAUUUGAAAAAUGAAACAAGACCUUCUAGAGAAUUUACAUCAUUUGAAUCUGUCUGUGGCUCUAAGAGAGCAAUUACAAGUAGCAACAUUCAUCUGAGCACCUGGCUGAUAGACCUUGGGAUAUGAAGUUUCUGAAUUCAAGAGCAAAAUAAUAAUUAAAAACCCAGCAACACCUAAGCUUCCAGUAGUAGCUGGUAUAAGCAAAAAUGGGACACACGGGGCUAUGGGAGAAUCUCUAUUUUUAAAGAGUAAUAAAACCACAGAAGAAAUCCCCAAUGCAAAGCUAAGCCAGCCCGCCUGUUAAAUCACAUUAUUUGGAAGACUGGUCCUGGCCCUUUCAGGGACUUGCUGUGCCACCUGAGGCAAACUCCUUUCUGUCUCUGUGCUUUCUUUUUCUCGCCUCAGCUAAUAGUUAAGAAUAUAACAGAAAGUGCAAAUCAACUACCAUAUUGAUAAUAUUAUUCCUGCAAAUUAAUACAGUGAAAUGUCAGGGAAAGAGGACAAAAUUAAGACAUAAGAAAAGCAUUUAGCCCUAGCCAGUUUGGCUCAGUGGAUAGAGUGCUGACAUGUGGACUGAAGGGUCCGGGUUUGAUUCCGGUCAAGGGCACGUACCUUGGUUGCAGGCUUGGUCGCAUGCAGGAUGUCAC
Molecule: messenger RNA, 4414 nt
Organism: Myotis myotis
Lineage: Eukaryota; Metazoa; Chordata; Mammalia; Chiroptera; Vespertilionidae
Gene: LHX4
Product: LIM homeobox 4
Exons: 6
Coding region: 1-1251 (416 amino acids)
Biological process (GO): neuron differentiation; regulation of transcription by RNA polymerase II
Cellular component (GO): nucleus
Molecular function (GO): RNA polymerase II transcription regulatory region sequence-specific DNA binding; DNA-binding transcription factor activity, RNA polymerase II-specific
Source: RefSeq, a predicted model, not a curated record